ACACAUAUAUAGAAAUUCAAGAUAUAAAAUUGUACAAUAUUCUUUAUUUAUUAAUUUUCCGAUUUAUUUUUUCAUAUUCAUUUGCAGAUAUUUGGGUUGAAGGAGGGGAAGCCCUGUGAUUUUGGUACAAUGAAUACAAAGCUUAAUGAAAACGAGAUAAAUGAAAAGUUACGUAAUGUGAAUUCCAUCGAGGGAUUCUAUUCCGGAACUGGAAUUCUUAUGACAGGGGCGACAGGAUUCGUGGGCAAAGGCCUCCUCGAAAAACUGAUACGCACGUGUUCACGCAUCGCUGCUAUUUUUAUAUUGAUCCGGCCGAAACGUAACCAAACGAUAGAACAACGAUUUAAGAAGUUAAUAGAUGAUCCGGUUUUCGAUGGUGUCAGAGCACAAAACCCAACAAUUUUCGAUAAAAUUCAUCUCGUGGAGGGCGACCUGACUCUGCCAGAUUUAGAUCUUUUGCAAAAAGACAGAGAUAUGUUGAUAGAGAAUGUAAACAUAGUAUUCCACGUUGCGGCCACUAUAAAUUUCCAUCUACCAUUGGAUAUGGUCGUCAAUGCAAAUGUGAAAGGUACCGCUAAUAUUAUCAAACUGUGCAAGGAACUCAAGCAUGUAAUUAGCGUUGUCUAUGUGAGCACAGCUUACAGUAAUCCGAAUCUAUCAGACAUCGAGGAAAAGGUCUACACCACGAAUCUAGAUCCUUCUCUCGUGAUAGAUAUAUGUGACCGACAAGACAAAGAAUUGAUUAAUCUGCUCGAAGAAAGAAUUUUAAAGACGUAUCCAAAUACAUACACGUUCACCAAGAAUCUUGCAGAGCAGACAAUAUCCAACAAUAGCAAAGGAUUGGCUGUUGCGAUCGUACGACCAAGUAUAAUUUGUUGCUCGCUAAAAGAACCGUGCCCUGGUUGGUUGGUAUCUUUUGCUGGACAAUCAGGUAUUUUUAUAAAUAUUUACAAUGAUAAUUCCUCGUCAUUUCAUAUCUCACUCAUAUCGCAAAUAAGAGCGUUUCAUUACAUCCAAGUAAUUCCGAAUAAUACAAGUCACUCGUAUCACAAGACCUUAGCUCUCCAUAAUUUUCAUAACAAUGAAAGAAAUCAGCAAUAGAAUAAAACUGUGACAAUUUUUAACUCGCACAUUCUGAAGGUUACGUAUAUGGAAAUAUACUGAAGUGAUAUGUCGUGAUAGGGUCGGAAGGAAAACUCAGAUUUAUUCAACGAUAAAUGUUUAUUCACUGUAAUGUCGAUGAGUACACUUGACGCAGGACUCGCGAUUAUAUUCGGUUCGCGAAUGCACGGUUACAAGUUAGAGCUCGGAUAGCUAUGAUUCGAGAUGCGCUACUGUAACAGACUGACUUUCCGUCACGAUGCUGCUGCGAAGGAAAACUGUGUUGGGAUGUGUCUGAAGAUGCGAGGGCAUCGGAUUCGUUGAGAAAAACUUUGGUUCGGAAAGUGAGGGAAAUGUACGUUAACGUUUACUUAUUGACUAAUUCGUGUUGGUCGUUGGAAAAGGAUGCUAGCUGCCCUUGAGAGGGUGUUGCUAGCGGGAAGCGUCGUACGUGCGAGAUAGCAGAUUUCUUGUGUGUUCCCGUGGUAGGUGGUCGACUUCGAGGCUGAUAAAUAAAGACUGUUUGUCUCUUUGGAGGACCUUAGCUAAAAUAAAUUCUAAGAUUUAUAGCGGCCCUUAGGCUAGCUGGAAAUAUUCGGUACGAAUGUAUCGACAUCUGGCAAUCAUCUUGUCCGCAGAUAUAGGGUCUUUGUGUCG
Messenger RNA from Bombus huntii, 1758 nucleotides. RefSeq names its product fatty acyl-CoA reductase 1-like. Gene Ontology annotation, molecular function: alcohol-forming very long-chain fatty acyl-CoA reductase (NADP+) activity. Bases 130 to 1101 code for a protein of 323 amino acids. Gene Ontology annotation, biological process: long-chain fatty-acyl-CoA metabolic process. Gene Ontology annotation, cellular component: peroxisome. The record is from RefSeq and is a predicted model, not a curated record. Lineage: Eukaryota; Metazoa; Arthropoda; Insecta; Hymenoptera; Apidae. The transcript is spliced from 3 exons.